AUGGUUCGUGAUGUUCUAGCUAUUCAAGCUUCAUCAGUUGCAUCGGAGGCUAUUUUCAGUGCAAGGAUCGUACCUCCUGAUGAAGAUGUUAUUCAUGGGGAUGUGCAAGAUCGUGUCGAAGGGGAUGGGCCAGCUCAGGCUCAACCCAAUACCAUUUCUACCCCAGUGCUUGAAAAUACCUUGGCUCGUAUGUUAGGACUCUUAGAGGGGAUGGAUCAGGCAGGAGCUUUGCCUGUCACUUCUGAUGGCUCACAUACCCGUGUUGGAGGUCAGAAUCCAGAUCCGAUAGUUGCUCCAGAUUCUCAAACUCCUAGGACUCAGCCAGCUACUACUGUAGCUCCUCGUUUGGAUGGUACAAAGUUUCCAGAUAUUGCAUCACAUUUGGCGAAAAGGCCUUCUAUGAGCAUUGGUGAGCAAAAGAUGUUUGGGAGGUUCAGACUAAUGAAUCCUCCUACUUUUAUUGGUGACUUAACUGAGGAUGCAUAUGAAUUUAUAGUUAGUUGUCAUGAGAGGUUGCAUAAUCUUGGAUUAUGGGAGUGCCAUGGGGUUGACUUCACAGCAUUUCAGAUGUCUGGCUUUGCUAAGCGGUGGUGGAGGGAUUAUAUUAGUACUAGGCUAUUUGGAUCCCCUCCACUAUCCUGGACUCAGUUUACUCAGGUAUUUCUAUCAAAAUUUGUUCCACACUGUGAGAGGGAACGUAAGAAGGUUGAGUUUGAGGGUUUGCAGCAAAGUGGUAUGUCAAUUGCAGAGUAUGAGUGUAAAUUUCAUGCCUUGGCUAGGCAUGCUUCGAUGAAACAUCCCACAGAGGCUGAGAGAGCGAGAAGGUUUGUUAAGGGGUUGAUUAUUCCGAUUCGCCUAGGAGUUUCUCAGGUUGCUGCUUCUGGUGUUCUAUUCUAUAAAGUGGUAGAUACUGCUAAGGAGUUGGAGAUGAUUGGGCGUGAGGGAUUUGUGCAACCUGAGGGCAAGUGGACUCGUUAUUCAGGUGAUUAUGGUGGUGCUCCACCUAGGAGUCGAGGUUACUUGGGAAAAGAUUAUAACCCUCAGUCGAGCAGACCCAUUCAUGCUACUGUACCAGUGUGUGAGGCUUGUUACGCUGGGUAUAGCUCUUCGAGUUCAGUACAUACUUCACAGGGUUCCUCUCAUCAGCCUACAUCUCGUAGGGGCUGUUUUGCGUAUGGUGAUAUGGGACACUAUGUGAGAGACUGCCGUAGGACCAGACGUGGUGGCUUACAUCAGGGUUCUCAGGCUUCGACUUCCAAGGCUGCACAACCUCCAACUAGAGGUGGUGCAUAG
This is a messenger RNA of Solanum pennellii, 1293 nucleotides long. RefSeq lists its product as uncharacterized. The record is from RefSeq and is a predicted model, not a curated record. The transcript has 3 exons. The coding region runs from base 1 to 1293 and encodes 430 amino acids. NCBI's taxonomy places the organism in Eukaryota, Viridiplantae, Streptophyta, Magnoliopsida, Solanales, Solanaceae. Gene Ontology annotation, molecular function: nucleic acid binding; zinc ion binding.